AUGGCGGCGAUGAAGAUGUCGGUUGCCGUGCAAAAUGGCCGAAUUCAAAUUUUUCUUUUAAUUUUCUCGUCAUCGGUCGUUUUAAUUAUCGCUCAGGAUACUAACGUCGUACCAUAUUUUCCUAACAAAGAAAAUAAUUCUAGUUUGGAAUUUGUUGGAAAGAUAAUCGACUCGACUUUUCAUCCGGAUUCUACACAGGCUUCUUCGGUUCAUAUAUCUCAGCAACUUUUACCACCGAGUUAUUAUCUUCCUGCAUUGCAGCCACCAAUCGUUCAUCACCGAAGCGAGAGUUUACCUUACGCCUUUGAAUAUCCAAACAUUGGUUACCCAGUUGUGCAAAAUGUAGAACAUGCGAUAGCACCACCAACUUCUAAACAACUUGUGAUAGUCAGCUUCAUUGGUUUGCUCUUGUUACUUGCUAUCAUUCAAAACACAUUAGUUUCUUCUAAAAGAAAAGAUGCAUUGAUAGAUGUAAUUCCAUCCAAACGUAAACGCGACGUUCAUUCUACUUACGAUUUUCAUAAUGUUACACCAGAAGAAGAAAUUGUGCUAAACGAUGACGCACGUGUACGUUGCAUUCAAAGAACAAUUUGUUUAGAAAAUCAUAAAUUAUUUCAAGAUCUUGGCUUGAUUGGAAAAUUACUCGGUAAAUAUUUGACAAGGAACGUUGAAAAAUCAGUUCAAUCGUCAACAGGAUGGGAUCGAUUGAUCGAUGAUGCAGGAUCGGCUGGAAUACGUGGUGAAAAUUGUGAUCUUUUGUACAGGGAUUGCGACGUUCCCAUAAAUAUUCUAUCAUCGAAAAGAAAGAACAAAUUUGACUCGAAAGAAGUUACACAUAAUACGAAUUCUAACUAAUAUAAUAAUCGAUAUAAAAAAAUCAUCGAUUAUUAUUAAUUUAAAUAAUAUCUGCGUAAAAAACUCGUUCACACAUAAUCCACGAAUAUUUUAUAUCUUUCAUAUAUUACUCGUAAUUAAUUAAUUCAUUCAUUAUUAUUAUUAUUAUCAUUUCUUUUUCUUCUCUUUUUUUUUUUCUUUUUUUUUUAAAUUUGUGAUAGGAAUUGUACUAAUAGUAAGAUUUUGUAUGGCGAAAUGAAAGGCGAGCGAUAUUAAUGACUUUUAAUUUUAAUUACAAUAUGCUGAAUUGUGUUUUUUUUUUUUGUUUUGUUUUUGUAUUGUUCUUUAUCCGCUACAAACAUCGACAUCUAGCCUGAACUAUUUUGAAAUAGCAGUCCGCUCUAUACACACACAAUUUUAUACUUUCUCUCUCUCUCUCUCUCUCUCUCUCUCUUUCU
This is a messenger RNA of Polistes canadensis, 1292 nucleotides long. RefSeq lists its product as uncharacterized. Bases 1 to 855 code for a protein of 284 amino acids. The transcript has 5 exons. The record is from RefSeq and is a predicted model, not a curated record. NCBI's taxonomy places the organism in Eukaryota, Metazoa, Arthropoda, Insecta, Hymenoptera, Vespidae.